AUGUUCUUGUACAGGAAUCAAACCCGCAAAUGCUUUAAUAUAUGUAACAAGAUGAAUUCCAGUGCGAUACUUGCCACGCAUGUUUUAUUAAAAUUUUACAUAAAUAAUUUUACAAGUGGGGAUUUGUUGAAUAAAGGUGGGUUAGAAAUAUUUUAA
Messenger RNA from Vairimorpha ceranae, 156 nucleotides. RefSeq lists its product as hypothetical. Lineage: Eukaryota; Fungi; Microsporidia; Nosematidae. The record is from RefSeq and is a predicted model, not a curated record. The coding region runs from base 1 to 156 and encodes 51 amino acids. The transcript has a single exon.